AUGAAUUCCAUUGCCUUCGGGAGGCUGCCACGUUUGAUUUACGAACGGUGUUUUUGGCACAAUCCGGUCCCAGAUGCCAGGAACGUGGUGUACUUGCCGCAAGUCGAACCGAUGCCGACCGAGCAACCUCGAAACCCACGCGGCGAAGCAGCUUUCAAAUGUCCCGACUGCGGCCGUUUCUACAUGAGACAGUCCUGCUUAAAGCGUCAUUUGAGCACCGAGUGCCGCAAAACGCCGAUGUUUCAAUGCAAAAUCUGCCUGGGAUUCUUCACGUACAGGCACAACUUGAUGUCCCACAUGAGGAUCCACACCGAGGGGCCGCAGUAUAGUUGCGGUCUAUGCCAGAUGAAGUUCUACAGACGGGACAAUUUGGUGGAUCACAAGAUAAAAUCGCACAACAUCUUCCCGGUGACGUGA
Hylaeus anthracinus is the source of this 417-nucleotide messenger RNA. RefSeq names its product zinc finger protein 707-like. The record is from RefSeq and is a predicted model, not a curated record. The transcript is spliced from 2 exons. NCBI's taxonomy places the organism in Eukaryota, Metazoa, Arthropoda, Insecta, Hymenoptera, Colletidae. The coding region runs from base 1 to 417 and encodes 138 amino acids.